Castor canadensis (American beaver) is the source of this 1032-nucleotide messenger RNA. The record is from RefSeq and is a predicted model, not a curated record. NCBI's taxonomy places the organism in Eukaryota, Metazoa, Chordata, Mammalia, Rodentia, Castoridae.
AUGGAAGACUUGCUGGACCUGGACGAGGAGUGGCGCCGCAACUCGGCCUUCUCCGGGGCCAAAAUGGGUCGCCGAGCUCAACAGGAGUCAGCUCAGGCUGAGAAUCAUUUCAGUAGCAAGAAUUCUUCAUUGACUCUGACUGGAGAGGCUCCCCCUCCAAAACCACCUCGCAGGCAGGGAGGCUGGGCAGAUGCUUCUGUAAAGGUGUCAAAAUUGGGAAGGAAGGCUUCUGAAGAGAUAGAAGACCAUCGCCUCAGACAACAGAGCCUGUAUGGAUCAGAUGAUGGAGGAGGUAAGAUGCUCUUGGAGGAAAUCAAAAGUGUUUCUAGAGAAGCCCCAGAGCCUCCCAAGGAUUUCUUGGGCUGCAGCUGUGGCACCAUUUGCUGCAGCCUGACUGAAGACUUUUGCACUGGUCUCAUCAGUGCUCUUGUCUCUACCCGGAGUGCCUCACCCCUUCUUACCCACUUGCCUUUCUUGUCUUUAAGAACUCAGCUGAAGUAUCAGUCAGUUUUAUAUUGCUGUGACAAAAGACAUGAGCUAAACAACUUCAGGGAGGAAAGAUUUAUUUUGGCCCACAGUUUAAGAGGUUUCAGUUCCUGGUUGGCUGGCUCCAUUGCAGUUAGGCUGUGGUGAGACAGACAUCAUGGCCAGGAGCGUGUGGUAGAAUGAGGCUGCUUACCUCAUGACAUCCCAGGAAGCCAGGGAUGGGGCUGGGGGACAAGAUAGAAUCCGAUCAGUCUCCACCUUCCACAGUUUCCACCACUUCUCAAUGGUCCCUUCAGUUACAAACCGUCAAUGGAUUAAUCCAUUGAUUAGGCUGGCACCCUUCUGAUCAAUCACUUCCUGAAGGCCCCUUCUCUGAACAUUGCUUUGGAGACCAUACCUUUACCUCUUGAGCCUUUUGGGGGACACUUAAUAUCCAAACCAUAACAUGAAGUAUCACCUCCUCUGGAACAUUUCCCCUUCCCACCCUCCUUCCUCUCUGACUCAGACGUUCUUUCUCCAUGCUCCUACAACCUCCUUGGGAAACCU